Molecule: messenger RNA, 2050 nt
Organism: Teleopsis dalmanni
Lineage: Eukaryota; Metazoa; Arthropoda; Insecta; Diptera; Diopsidae
Product: complex I assembly factor ACAD9, mitochondrial-like
Exons: 5
Coding region: 56-1975 (639 amino acids)
Molecular function (GO): acyl-CoA dehydrogenase activity; flavin adenine dinucleotide binding
Source: RefSeq, a predicted model, not a curated record
GUAUUCUCCGGUUUUUGUUGUUAUUCACAUUUCACGUUUAAAUAUUUGGAAUAAAAUGUUUCGUUUACGUUGCUAUUAUAAAAAUGUAAAUAAAAAUCUGCAAAUUCUUUUCAAAGAGCAAAGAUGUAGCAAAGCUACUAGUUCCAUAAUAGAUAAAAAAUCAGAUGCAGUUAGCGCAGGAGGAGAGCAACGUGGUUCCACUGUCAAAACGGCGUCAACGGACGUAAAACCAAAAGCACGUUUGCCAUUAGUAAAAACAUUCUUCUUAGGCGAAGUGGAUAAAGAUUUAUUAGCCUUUCCCGAAGUUAUAGUUCGUGAGGAUAUGACAGACUUACAAAAUGCGAUACUCCCGUUUAAAGGAUUCUUUAAAAGUGAAGAAAGUAAAACCUUAAACACAGAUACAAUGAAUCAGAUAAAGGAUUUGGGUUUAUAUGGCAUAAAUGCACCUAUUGACAAUGACGGAAAAGGUUGGGAUUGGAGUGCUAGCUUAAUAGCAAGUGAACCAGAAUCAGAUAAUAUGGAAGCUGCUUUAGCUUUAUUAUCACAUCGAGUCAUCAUUGAUAUAUUAAAAGAGCAGGGCAAUGAAGCACAUCAGAAAUUUUUACAACAAUUAACCAACGGUGAUCUUGUUGGAGCUGAAGCAAUUUUUGAAUAUAACGUACCAGAAUUUGAUUUUUUCAACACAAAAGCAAAACCAAACCUAGAGGAUAAAACUUGGGUAAUAAAUGGAGAAAAAGCAUAUGUAGUUACUGGUCCACUUCCAGAAGGAAGUAGAAAUCUAUUUCUGGUAAUUGCACAAACUCAACGUCCAAAUGUAAAAGGUGAUGCUGCGAAUGGUAGCACAUUAUUUUUGGUUGAUGCCGCAACGCCUGGUGUUAAGCUUGGAGAGCUGCAUUCUACCAUUAGCUGCAAUGGACUACAAAUGCGAAGAGUGCAAUUCCAAAACGUUAUUUUACCCGAUAGUUGUGUAAUUGGUGAACCAUUUGAAGGUGGUCAGGCUGCUGAGACUUUAGUUCGGUCACAGCGUUUACGCAUGUCAAUGGUUGGCCUAGGCUUAUCUAAAGCUAUUGUUCAAGAUAUGGCAAAAUAUUGUGUGAAUAAUAAACAAUGCGGUGUGGAUUUAAAAGAUUUAGAUAUUGUACGUACACAUUUAUCAAAAUCGCUCUGCACCACCUACGCGCUAGAGAGCAUGAUUUACUAUACUGCUGGUCUUUUAGAUGAGUUCAAAGAACAAGAUGUUGGCAUGGAAGUUGCAAUAACAAAGUGUUACGGUUUAACGAAUGUUUUCAAAGCUGCGUGCAAAUGGAUGGAUAUGUUGGGACCCAAAUCAAUACUCACUUCACAAGCAACUGAAAAAAGUUUACGCAAAGCUGCGCAGCUAUAUGCACAGGGUGAAUCCAUGGACACACUUAGAUUAUUCAUUGCAGUUACCGGUUUGCAACAUGCCGGCGUGUUGAUGCAAGACAAUAUACGAAAGUUCCGUAAUCCGCUUUUUCAUCCUGGAGCAAUUUUCGAUAAAAUUUUCAAGACUGGCAAUGUUGAUGAACCCAAAACUAAUAUGCGUUUAGGUGAAGCUCUUCAUCCAUCUUUAGAUACUGCGGCUCAAUUGUUUGAACACUCAGUGGCACGUUUACACAUGAGUGCUGAAUUAUUGUUAACUCGUUAUGGCACUACUAUCCUUGAACAACACAAUGAGUUAAAUCGUACAACUGAAAUAGUAAUGUAUCUCUAUGCUAUGUUUGCCAGUCUUUCGCGUGCUUCACGAUCCUAUUGCAUUGGAUUGACACUGUCUAAACGUGAAGUAUUGCUCGCCUCCAGCAUUUGCAUACAUGGACACGAUCGCGUAAAAGUUCUUGUAAACGAAAUCUUUGUUGGUGAAUAUACGAAUAACGAUACUAAUCUAAGAAAUUUAGCUAAUGAAUUAAUUAAGAACAAAUCAUAUUUCCCAGAACAUCCAUUAACAUACAAUUUCUAAAGAUCGACAAUUUUAUGUAAAUUUACUCGUUAAUAGCUGCUUUAAGUUUAUGUAUAUGAAAAUAAAUUAUAAUUU